AUGAAGGAGCCUACAUCUAAAACAGAGAGAAAGGAUCUGAGGAAUGAAGGAGUUAAGGUUGUAGAGCUGGAGAAGCCUGCAGUUCAAGCUAGUUCAAACGAAGGCAAGGUUCAGGUCAACCCAGUUGAGUCUUUACAGCCCAACAAUGGGGAUUCAGCUGCUAAUGACAAAGGUAAUCAGGCAAGCCAACCUUGGCUUACCCCUAAACGAGUUGCUACUCAAGCCAAGGAAGGACAAAGUUCAGAAAUUAAUGCUAAAAAUUCAGGGCAAAAAGGGCUUAAUAGUUCUAAUAAGCACAGCCCUGUUAGCGACCUUUGUAGCAGAAAUAAAAUAGGAGUUGGUGGUUUUUUAGAGACUAAAAUGAAGGGAAGUAAAAUUAGAGAGUUCAUGGAACAUCAGUUUCCGAAUUGGGAGUUUCACACAAGUUUAGUUAUUAAAGGCCGACUGUUGAUAGUUUGGAGAAAGAUCUUUGUUAAAGUCAAGAUUCUUGAGGAAUCUAAUCAGUUUGUUCAUUGUUUGGUGAAGUUGGUUGGUGUGCAACAAGAUUUUUUUGUCACUUUUGUGUAUGGUUUUAAUUCGAUUGAAGGAAGGAGAAUUCUCUGGGAAGGGUUGCAAAGGCCUGCUCUUAUGGACAAAGCUUGGUUAAUUUUAGGGGACUUUAAUGCCCCCUUUUCAGGUUCAUAUUUUACUUGGACUAAUAACCAAAAUGGUGCAGCUAGAAUAUACUCGAAAAUAGACCAUGUUCUGAUGAAUGAGAAAUGGAUUGAUUUGUUCCCUCAGUCCACUGCAGUUUUUAGAUGGGAAACCAUUUCAGACCACUGUUCCUGUCUAGUUAGCACUCAGCCUUUAGAGAAGCUGGGGCUAAAGCUCUUUCGUUUCUAUAACUAUUGGACAGAGCACCAUGAAUUUCGAGAGCUGGUUUUAUAUAGCUGGAGGUCACCUAUAAGAGCCACAGGUAUAAAAGCAAUCUUUCUUAAGCUGCUGAGACUUAAACACCAAUUGAAAAAUUUUAACAGGGACAAAAUUGGUGAUCUGAAAUUAAACUAUUAUAAGGCUAAAGAGAUCUACCAAGAAGCUCAAUUGCAAGCUCAAGCCAACCCUCAUGUAUUUAGAUAUCAGGAAGAAGAGAAGUUGGCUGGUGAAUCUUUCUCAGUUCAGGAAAGCCUGUAUCAUAGCUUUUUAAUCCAGAGGAGCAAAAUAACUUGGCUGAGACAGGGAGAUAUGAAUACUUCCUUCUUUCAUGCUUUUUUGAAGAAGCGUAAAGCGGAAAAUGGUAUUGUCUCUUUCAUCACGGAAGAAGGAAAAUUAGUUGAUAAUUUCUCUGAAGUUGUUUCUCAUUUUGUGAGUCAUUUGAGAUGCUUUUUCGGGAGUCCUAGUUCGGCUACAGGCAGGAUUAAUAUCCAGAAUAUUGAGAUGGGUUCUAAACUUUCUGUUGAGCAGCAAUUUAAGCUUCUUAUUCCUUUUUCAAAGAAGGAGAUUCGGGAUACAUUGUUUGGCAUACCAAUAACCAAAUCUCCAGGACCUGAUGGAUUUGGUUCAUGCUUUUUCAAAGCUAUUAGGCAUGAUAUAGGGGAUGAAGUCUGUACUGCAAUAACUCAGUGUUUUGAAACAGGUUGUUUCCCAUCUGAGCUUCAUGAAACAACCUUGUCUCUGAUUCCUAAGGUAGCUAACCCUUCCCGGGCUGUUGACUAUAGACCCAUAGCCUGUUGCUCCACAUUGUACAAGUGCAUGGCUAAAUUGAUUUGUAAGAGACUGGCCUUAGUUCUCCCUGAUCUUAUACAGCCAAAUCAGGGAGCUUUUGUUAAAGGUCGCUUUAUAGCUCAUAAUAUAAUGAUUUUUCAAGAUCUCAUCAAAAACUAUGGGAGGGCUUCUACUUCACCAAGAUGCGCUAUCAAGAUUGAUCUAAGUAAGGCCUAUGACACAGUAGACUGGAGGGUGGGUUAUGUCUUGCGUGCGGAAUACUUCUUAUUCUCUACUGAUGAAUGGCAGAAUUCAAGGAAAAUUUAA
Humulus lupulus (European hop) is the source of this 2007-nucleotide messenger RNA. RefSeq lists its product as uncharacterized. The record is from RefSeq and is a predicted model, not a curated record. Bases 1 to 2007 code for a protein of 668 amino acids. The transcript is spliced from 4 exons. NCBI's taxonomy places the organism in Eukaryota, Viridiplantae, Streptophyta, Magnoliopsida, Rosales, Cannabaceae.